Molecule: messenger RNA, 308 nt
Organism: Darwinula stevensoni
Lineage: Eukaryota; Metazoa; Arthropoda; Ostracoda; Podocopida; Darwinulidae
Source: the annotation of a GenBank genome assembly
AUGGAACCUUUUGUGGUUGAAGAAGCCAAAAUGAUGUCUGCAGCAUUUCUGAUCAUCGCUUCAGCCAUGAUCCUUGGCACUGGAACUGCGCUUGCCGCUAAACCUCCACCCUCACCUCCCAAUUCUACACUUUACGAAGUCCCAUCCAUGAAUCGCGGUCCCUGGAACGCACUCUAUUUGCACAAUUAUUGCACGUCGUAUGGAUACAGAGGUGGCCUAUGUUACGACCCCGUCUAUUGCUGGUACUAAACACUCUGGGUAUUGCUUAUUCGUGUAUGAGCCAGUUGAAGCGGAAUAAUAAAAUGUGG